This is a messenger RNA of Emys orbicularis (European pond turtle), 1068 nucleotides long. RefSeq names its product protein phosphatase 1 regulatory subunit 42 (gene PPP1R42). Gene Ontology annotation, molecular function: protein binding. Lineage: Eukaryota; Metazoa; Chordata; Testudines; Emydidae. Bases 1 to 1068 code for a protein of 355 amino acids. The record is from RefSeq and is a predicted model, not a curated record. The transcript is spliced from 7 exons.
AUGGUUCGACUAACAGUGGAUCUAGUUGCUAAAAGCAUCAAUCACAAAAACCGCAAAGAAGAAUCUCUGGCACAGUACCUGAGAAAGAUAACUCACCUGAACUUAUCAGAUAAAAAUAUUGAUACAAUUGAUGACCUCUCUUUGUGCAGAAAUCUUAAUGUCCUGUAUUUGUAUGAUAACCAAAUUAGACAAAUCCAUAACUUGUGCUUUGCUUCAAAUCUAACACACCUGUACCUGCAAAACAAUUGCAUUUCAUGUAUAGAGAACCUCACAUCACUGAAAAAACUUGAGAAACUGUAUCUGGGGGGCAAUUACAUCACAGUAGUAGAGGGCUUGGAAACAUUAGAAGAACUGAGAGAGCUACAUGUUGAAAGCCAGCGGCUUCCUCUUGGAGAAAAGCUCUUGUUUGAUCCAAGAACUCUUCAUUCCCUGGCAAAAUCUUUGUCAGUGUUGAAUAUCAGCAAUAACAAUAUAGAUGAACUGGGAGAAUUAGCACUUCUGGAAAAUAUUUCUCAUCUUAUAGCAGUUGACAACCAACUUCACCAUGUGAAGGAUUUGGAGUUUGUAUUGAACAAAUGGACCAAGCUGUGCAGAAUGGAUCUUAAAGGGAAUCCUGUUUGCCGCAAACCAAAAUACAGGGACAGGCUUAUUAUACAGUCAAAAACUCUAGAAUCCCUUGAUGGGAAAGAAAUAAAAGAAAUGGAAAGACAAUUCCUAAUGAAUUGGAAAGCAUCCAAAGCCUCUAGGAAAAAAAGCAAGGAAGAGAGCAUGACAAAUGAGCAUGCAGCUUAUCCACAUUUCUAUGACUUUGGAACAGGCCAUCCCAUUGUUCCUGUUUAUUACAAUCCUUCUGGAAAAGGAAAACCAAAAUUUGUUAUUUUAUCUGAGCUACAUAGGUCUCCACAUAACAGAGAAGAACCUCUGCAAAGACCCCAGGAAGGAAGUAAUGUUAAUGUUAGCAAAAAAAUCAGGUAUGUUCCCCUAAAAGAUCCUGGGUCCAAUUCUGCUAUGUACACUUGUAUGGCUCUCACUGAAGUAGUUGGAACUAAGGGUACGACUACACUAUGA